This is a messenger RNA of Diversispora eburnea, 1224 nucleotides long. NCBI's taxonomy places the organism in Eukaryota, Fungi, Glomeromycota, Glomeromycetes, Diversisporales, Diversisporaceae. The record is from the annotation of a GenBank genome assembly.
AUGAAAAAUUCAAUUUUAAAUUGUUCUUUAGUGUUAUUUGUAUUAUGUGUAUUAGUAAGACCUGUAUGGUCUGGUUGUAUUGACUUGGAAACACAGUUACAAAUAUCCAAUAAUGAUAAUGGUUUUCAAGUAACUUAUUUUGACUCAUAUAAAAUUGUCAAAAAUAUACGAGCAAAUGAAAAUUAUGUUCUUUACUGUACUUCUCAACCACCAAAUGAUACGAGUUUACCUGAAAAUAUUAAGGGAUUCUUUCAAAUUCCAGUUAAGAAUGUUGCAAGUUUAGAUCAAACUACGAUUACAUAUUUGGAGAUACUUGGUGUUGAAUCUACAUUAAAAUAUGUUGCAGAUAGAAAUAGCAUUACUUCUCCCUGUCUCCAAAAUAGUUCAAUAAUACAAACUUUCAAUGAAUCAUCAGGUCUCGAGAAUGUUGAUAUUGUAUUUACCACUUCCACCUCAUUGAAGGGUAGCAAAUAUGUGACUAUUUCGUUGAGUGAUGAUUUGUCACCUUUAUCGAAUGCAGAAUGGAUUAAAUUCAUAUCAGUCUUUUUUAAUUCUGAGAAGAAAGCGAAUAAUGCAUAUUCACAUAUUGAAUCAGUUUAUAAUUGUAAUACUAAUAAUUUAAACAAUAUUCCGCAAGAUAGCAAAAUGUCAAUCGCUUGGGUUUCUUAUAAUUUCAGUAAUUCAUCAUUUACUAUUAGUGGAAAAACAAUUAUAGUUUCCGACCUAAAAGAUUUACACAAUAUUAUCGAUAAGGUGGAUUUCAUAAUUGAUCAAACGGAAUUUUCAUCGAGUAAUAAUACAUUUGAUAAUUGGCAACAUAUAUUUGGUUAUCAUGAUAUUACUUCCAAUAUUCCCAUUUUUAUUACUUAUCGUCGAGUAUUUCGUCCGCAAAAAAUUUUAAAUGAAUUUGGAUUUGAUGAUUGGACUGAAAAAUUUUUGGCACGUCCGGAUUUCGCAUUACUUGAUUUAAUUUCCAUACAAUAUCCUCAAUAUCAAUCUUCGUAUUCCAAAAUUUGGUUAAAUAAUUUCUCGAACGAAGAUGAACCAAUUAUUCUCACGGAUGCCGAUUGUGCAGAUUAUAAUAAUAGUACAACAACUUCAUUUGUUGAAUCAGGAUUAGCAGGAUUUGGUUCAGGUAUUUGGUUAUUAUUAUGGGCUAGAAGAAAAUAUGAAGAAAGAUUUGUAGAAUUAAAAGAUGAACCAGAAGUUCAAAUGGACAAAUGA